Molecule: messenger RNA, 747 nt
Organism: Glycine soja
Lineage: Eukaryota; Viridiplantae; Streptophyta; Magnoliopsida; Fabales; Fabaceae
Product: F-box/kelch-repeat protein At3g23880-like
Exons: 1
Coding region: 1-747 (248 amino acids)
Source: RefSeq, a predicted model, not a curated record
AUGUCUGAAGAUUCACCACACUUAUGUCUUCGCUCAUGCAAUUAUAAACUUUGGUGGUAUCAAGUGAAGUGUGGGUUUGGUUAUGAUGAUCGGAGUGACACUUACAAGGUGGUGUUAGUCCUUUCGAAUAUUAAGUCACAAAAUCGGGAGGUGAGAGUUCACCGCUUAGGUGACACUCAUUGGAGAAAGGUUUUAACUUGUCCGGCAUUCCCCAUUUCGGGAGAAAAAUGUGGACAACCUGUGAGUGGCAUUGUUAACUGGUUCGCAAUUCGCAAGUUGGGUUUUGAUUAUGAAUGGGAAACUGUCACCGUCGAUCAAUUAGUAAUUUUUUCAUAUGAUCUAAACAAGGAGAUAUUCAAAUAUUUGCUGAUGCCGAAUGGUCUUUCUCAAGUUCCCCGUGGCCCUGAACUUGGGGUAUUGAAGGGCUGCUUGUGUCUUUCUCAUGUUCACCGGAGAACCCAUUUCGUUGUUUGGCUAAUGAGGGAAUUUGGAGUUGAAAAUUCUUGGACUCAAUUGUUGAAUGUAACUCUUGAGCUUCUUCAAGCCCCUCUGCCCUGUGUAAUACUGAAGCUUCUGUGCAUCUCUGAAAAUGGUGAUGUCCUGUUGCUGGCAAAUUAUAUAUCUUCAAAAUUUAUUCUCUAUAAUAAGAAAGAUAAUAGAAUAGUCUAUACUCAAGAUUUCAACAACCAAGUGCCAAUGUCCUCCCAUGAUUAUAUUCAAAGCUUGGUUUUGCCAUAUGAAAAUUAA